Molecule: messenger RNA, 3356 nt
Organism: Conger conger (European conger)
Lineage: Eukaryota; Metazoa; Chordata; Actinopteri; Anguilliformes; Congridae
Gene: kctd20
Product: potassium channel tetramerization domain containing 20
Exons: 8
Coding region: 264-1217 (317 amino acids)
Biological process (GO): positive regulation of phosphorylation
Cellular component (GO): cytoplasm
Molecular function (GO): protein binding
Source: RefSeq, a predicted model, not a curated record
UGGUAGUCCCCGUCGAGCACUGCGCUUGAGGGGAUGGGGAGGAGUACAGAAUUAGAUGCACGCUUUAGAAUUCAAAUUCCAUGGGAUCCGCAGCAACAAUAAAAUCCCCAAUUUGUCUGGAAAAGGAAUUGCUCUUCUUCAUUAUUAUGUUGAGCGGAGACUAAAGGAUUCCACGAGAGAAACAAUGCGCUGCCUGUGAGGAUUCUUGGGGAGCCACUCGUCCGUGAGGGGGAUUUGUUGUUAGCAGAUUUUGUGGCCCAGACAUGAGCGGAAAGCUGGAAAGUGUGCCGGACCCAGCCCCACCAGAGAGGGUUACCUUGGUGGUGGAUGGCACUCAUUUUGUUGUGGACCCCGCUGUCUUCACCGCUCACCCGGACACCAUGUUAGGAAGGAUGUUUGGCCCAGGACGGCAGCACAACUUCACCAGGCCCAACGGAAAGGGCGAAUACGAGAUCGCAGAGGGCAUUGGUGCAAGCAUCUUUCGGGUCGUCCUCGAUUUUUACCGGACGGGGAUUAUGCGAUGCCCGGACGGCGUUCCGGUGGCUGAGCUGCGGGAAGCCUGUGACUACCUCUGUAUAAACUUUGACUACAGCACGGUGAAGUGUCGUGACCUCAGUGCUCUACUGCACGAGCUGUCCAAUGACGGGGCUCGACGGCAGUUUGAGAGCUUCCUGGAGGAUCUGGUGGUUCCUGCGAUGGUGGGCAGCGCUCAGGAGGGCGAGCGGGAGUGUCACAUGGUGGUCCUGACCGACGACGACACGGUGGACUGGGACCAGGAGCACCCGCCUCCCAUGGGCGAGGAGUAUUCCCAAAUUAUUUACAGCACAAAGUUGUACCGCUUCUUUAAGUACAUCGAGAACAGAGACGUGGCCAAAGCACUGCUCAAGGAGAGGGGUCUGAAGAACAUCCGCAUUGGGAUUGAGGGGUACCCCACCUGCAAGGAGAAGGUGAAGCGGCGGCCGGGCGGCAGGUCAGAGGUCAUCUAUAACUACGUGCAGCGGCCCUUCAUCCAGCUGUCCUGGGAGAAGGAGGAGGGGAAGAGCCGGCACGUGGACUUCCAGUGCGUGCGCAGCAAGAGCGUGCCCAACCUGGCCGCCAUGGCGGAGGGGCUGUCCCGGGGAGGGACCACUCCCGCCCCGCAGGUGGACGAGCUGGACCGCCUCAACGGGCCUGCCCCACACCUCCCUCCCCUGUCCCAGCCCCCCAGCGACAGCUGAACUCGGGCACAGGCAAGGCCCACUGCCCCAUGUGUGGUCCAUAAGCUGCUGUACAUUCUAGUGGAGGUGGUGUGAGCACCUCGCUGGAGAGAGGAAUCAUGUUACGCUCAUGUUUACCGGCCUCAGUAACCCCCCUGUGGACCCUGCAAGAAUACACAUCCCAGAAGAAGCUCUUGAUGGUCCCCACAAGAGUUAGCAGGAAUGUUUGAGAAGGGGUUGGUGAGGUAAAUUGCACCAAAGUAAGAAACGCAGAAAAGCACCGGAUGCCCACUAGCGUUUCAUAGAUUCUUCACUAUUUCUUCAUCUCUUCAUAUUUGUUAGCCACAUCAUCCCUUGUAAAUUUGGGAUAGCGUAUAAGAAGGGUGUGUCUUCUAAAGGGCAGGUAAUCAUCUGAGAUAAUCUCAAGGGCAGGUCAUCCGAGAGUGUAAACUAACCUGUGCAUUCAUUGGGUUUGGUGUGGGAAGACCCCUACUCGUACAGGCAGAUCUGCAGAUGCCUGAUCCACCAGAUGAGCGGGCCUUGCACCUGGAAGCAGGGAAUGCCCUGCUAGCUGAAGCCAUCCCGCUCUGUGUGACACCAUGGCCAAUGAUGGACCUCACUCUGGGGCUGCCAGACCAUGGGCUGCAACCCUGUACAAAGGGCAAGUGCUUUAACUGGAUAUUCCUACUGGCAGGUCACAUUCCAUUUUUUAUUUAGUGCAUAGCUGUGGGUAUACUGUGUCUGGUCAGGGGUAUCAGCAUCUACUCCUGAAGACUGACCGUGGUCAGAAGAAGCAUGAUCUUGUGUUGUUUGGGGUGAAAAAAAACGUCUGUUUGUUUGAGAGCUAGACAAUUUCUUGUGAAGCUGGAGUGUGUGUUUUGUUUGGGGAUUGAAGUAUGGUGAUUAUAGAUUCAAACUGACAAGGUGAAUGUUGGACCUGCCUUUCAGCGUGAAGUAAACGGUAUAACUUUUCAAAUUGAACAGUUACAGAGUAUAACUUUUGAAAACAAGAAAAUGAAUUGCUUACUGGAUUGUUAUUCCAAGUUGCAUUUCAUUGUUAUUCCUAUAAAUGCAUUGCAUAUGUGUCAAUCAUUGCUUAAAGUGAAUCUAUAAUAUUAUUAAAAGUAUGUUUAUAAUGUAACUGGAUAAAUUAGCAAUGUCAGUUAAUUUUCAUAUGGAAUGUGAAUGUCAAUUAUUUCAUAUAAAUUGCAUAUGACUCAAUAUGGGUUUUUUUUCCCCCCACAAUAUUUUUUAGAUUGACUUCUUACAGCUAGUAGGCCCAGCCCAUCACAGUGCAGUGUAAAAUCAUUGCAGUUCCCCAAUCACCCAGAAGGGUUGCUAGUGAGCAAUUAGACUGGGGUUCACCCUGCAAACUUAAACUAAACUAAACACUAGUCGGCACUGGAUCCAGAUCCAGUCUGUACUGAAGGAAUUAGCACUGCUUUCUGCACACGCACAUUAGUCAGAUUUAACAAUGGAAAGGGCCCAAUGAUGCUAUUUUGAAUGUAGGGGGCCACAGUCUAAGUAUUUUUGUUGGUGGAAGCAGAUUUAAUUUGAUCUGCAGUUUUGGAUUAGAGAUCCUCUGCUGCUGUUCAUAGUGGGAUGAAUCUGUGCAGUAGCAUACUAACUGUUGGAUGGAAUCAUGGAAAUCCACGUUUUAGUGUCCUGUAAAGGGCUCAAAGCUCUGCCUGUCUUUUAAUGGUUACUGUACCCCAUUGUUUUUCCCUGUCUCUGAACACCAAAAUAUAAAUCCAGGUUCAUAUUCUUUGAGCUUUUGCAUUUCUUUGUGAAGGGAAUAUGCUUAUAGUUGGUUGUUCCAAUAACAUGGCACCUUGUAGGAUUUAUUUUUACAAAAAAAUGCAAGAGGCUUCAUGUAGCUCUUACCAGAUUUGUUAUUUAUAACUUGUCUUGGACCAAUGUAAAGAUGACUGACGGGUGUGAAGAACUGUUCAAUGUUUACUCAUUUUAGCUCGAGCAGUGCUCAUCUUUCCAAAGAAUUUUCAAUAUAUGAAAAUCAAUAUACUGUAUGGUGUGUGGAACUGCCGUGUAAUAUUUUCCUUACUGUAAUCUUUGUGAUAUAUUAUGCAUCGAGAUUAAAUAUUAUUCUAUUUUUUUCCUCAAAGUUUAAAAUAAAUAUAUGAAUGAUCUAAAAAUAAAAAA